AUGGAGACUGAACAACAGGAGGAGACCUUUACCAACACAGAGACAAAUGACUUAUCUACAGGCAAACGUCCUGCAGAAGAUAUGGAAGAAGAACAGGCCUUCAAAAGGUCUCGGAAUACAGAUGAGAUGGUUGAGUUACGCAUCUUGCUUCAAAGCAAAAAUGCUGGAGCAGUGAUUGGGAAAGGUGGCAAAAAUAUUAAGGCACUUCGUACAGAUUACAAUGCAAGUGUUUCAGUCCCAGACAGCAGUGGCCCUGAGCGCAUCUUGAGUAUAAGUGCAGACACCGAGACAAUUGGAGAAAUCUUGAAGAAGAUUAUCCCUACUUUAGAAGAGGCAUCUUGUUUACAGUAUCAACACUACAAAAGUAGCGAUUUUGACUGUGAAUUAAGACUUCUAAUUCACCAAAGUCUAGCAGGAGGAAUUAUUGGUGUCAAGGGUGCUAAAAUCAAAGAACUCAGAGAGAACACUCAGACCACCAUUAAGCUCUUCCAAGAGUGUUGUCCUCAUUCCACUGAUAGAGUGGUGCUUAUAGGUGGAAAACCUGAUAGAGUUGUGGAAUGUAUCAAGAUCAUCUUGGAUCUUAUCUCUGAGUCUCCAAUUAAAGGACGGGCACAGCCUUAUGAUCCCAAUUUCUAUGAUGAAACGUAUGAUUAUGGUGGCUUCACAAUGAUGUUUGACGAGAGAAGGGGACGUCCAGUAGGCUUUCCAAUUCGUGGAAGAGGAGGCUUUGAUAGAAUGCCUCCUGGUCGUGGUGGACGACCUAUACCUCCAUCAAGAAGAGAUUAUGAUGAUAUGAGCCCUCGCAGAGGACCUCCACCACCUCCACCGGGUCGUGGUGGCAGAGGUGGCAGUAGAGCUCGUAAUCUUCCUCUUCCUCCUCCGCCACCUCCUCGUGGCGGGGAUCUUAUGUCUUAUGACCGAAGAGGUAGACCUGGAGACCGUUAUGAUGGAAUGAUGAUGCCGUGUCAUGUGGAUGCUUGUGAUGACAUGCAGCCACCAGAGUUGUUUGAGGGUGGCUCUGGAUAUGACUAUUCUUACACAGGGGGCCGUGGUUCAUAUGGAGAUCUUGGUGGACCCAUCAUCACAACACAAGUAACAAUUCCCAAAGAUUUGGCAGGAUCUAUUAUCGGAAAGGGAGGACAGAGAAUCAAACAAAUACGUCAUGAGUCGGGGGCUUCAAUCAAAAUUGAUGAACCACUAGAAGGUUCAGAAGAUCGAAUAAUAACUAUUACAGGAACACAGGACCAGAUACAAAAUGCUCAGUAUUUACUGCAGAACAGUGUGAAGCAGUAUGCAGAUGUUGAAGGAUUCUAA
Molecule: messenger RNA, 1314 nt
Organism: Indicator indicator
Lineage: Eukaryota; Metazoa; Chordata; Aves; Piciformes; Indicatoridae
Product: heterogeneous nuclear ribonucleoprotein K
Exons: 14
Coding region: 1-1314 (437 amino acids)
Biological process (GO): regulation of transcription by RNA polymerase II; regulation of mRNA splicing, via spliceosome
Cellular component (GO): nucleus; cytoplasm
Molecular function (GO): mRNA binding
Source: RefSeq, a predicted model, not a curated record